Molecule: messenger RNA, 639 nt
Organism: Monoraphidium neglectum
Lineage: Eukaryota; Viridiplantae; Chlorophyta; Chlorophyceae; Sphaeropleales; Selenastraceae
Exons: 6
Coding region: 1-639 (212 amino acids)
Cellular component (GO): mitochondrial inner membrane
Molecular function (GO): S-adenosyl-L-methionine transmembrane transporter activity
Source: RefSeq, a predicted model, not a curated record
AUGGCUGUGGCCGCAAGGCUGCGUGCCGGAUGGGUCGCGCUGCGGGGGCCGGCCCGGCGCCGCGGAGCGCGGCGGAGCCUGCAGGCCGGGGAGGGGACGUCUGGUGACACGGGUGACAAUGGUGACGCGCUCACCCGCACAAAACGGGGCCGCCACAAGGCUCUGAUUGCGGCCGUUGCGUACGCUCUGGAGGCCAUCCCCUAUGACGUCAGCGAAUUAGUCGUGGUCGGCAACCUCAACGACGGCCGCGCGGCGGCCGAGGCGGCGGCGGCGCGCGGCGGCGGCGGCGGCGUGAUGGCGGCGCUUGCGCUCAGCGUGCCGCAGGCUGCAUGGGAUGUCGGCGUGGGCGCCGUGGCCGGCGCCGCGGCGGUGGUCGCGUCGAUGCCCUUUGACGUCGUGAAGACCUACAUGCAGGUCAACCCCUCUUGCAGCGGCGGCCUUGGCGGGUUUGCGGCGACCGCGCGGCAGCUGGUGGCGCAGGGCGGCCCCGGCGCGCUGUGGCUGGGGCUGGCGCCGCGCUUGGCCCACCAGGUCCCGGGCGCCUGCAUCUGCUGGUGGGCCAUCCAUGCAGUCCAGCGACACAUGAUGACUCACCACUACGACACAGGGGCCGACGGCGGCGGCCACCAGGGCCACUGA